ACUUAAGUGGAAUGCGCGCGUGAUCAGAAAUUGGAAUCUGAAACCCGCUUGCUUUCGUCCUUUACUUCUGAUUGGUGCGCUCAUCUAACGGCACUUGGUGAACCAGUGCGUCGACUGCCAACAGUCGAUCUCGCAGACUUGUAAGUGCUGUUUGAGAAUCACCACGAGAACGUUUUUUGACAAGGAUGUCGCGUAAGGAAUAUCGAAUCACGAUAAUUUGACAGUUUGGUGGUGUAAAGAAAAGAGUAGAAUGCAACUGCAGCGGUUGUUGGUAAUUCUAGGAGCCCUUUUGGUAUUGUCUUUGCUGGCAUGUUGUCAGUCUACCGGGAAAGUUACUUUUCAGGAUAGCGCUAUCGAACAUGAAGCAGAUAAGCAAGAUAAGGAAGAGAAUCUUAAAGAAAUUACAUCGCAACAAAGAGGAUUUAAUCCUGUUCAACAUGUAGAAGAUUUAUUCAAUUAUAUUGGUUUUGGAACUGGACGAAAUGUUGAUCCGUAUUUGGCAAAGGUCAAUGAACGUUGCUUAACUGGUGAUUUAGCUGAAUGUUUCAAGUCACGAGCGUUAAAAUAUUUUUCGGAUUUUUUCGAUCAUGCUGAAUAUUCUUUAAAUGAUAACGUCCAAAUUAAGCGAAUGUCUGAUCAAGUUGUAAGAGAAGUAUAUCGUCAGCCGUAUGAAUAUUCUAACGAUCCUAGAUCCGAUGAAACAGAAUGGGAUCAAAUGAUCAAUUUUAUGAAAAGAAAGUUGGAAAAGUUUGUUAAAACAAUGUCUUUCGAAUUGACUAUUCCUGAAGAGGAGACUGAUCUCAAUGAUGUAUAUAAACCAAGAUUUUUGAACGAAAUUGCUGAUGAAAUUGAUACACUUGAGGAUAAAAAGGAUACACUAUUCUCUCGUCAUCAACUCAGAAAAUUUCUUAUACCUUUCUUACUUGUCGUAAAGCUUUUCAAAAUGAAACUUCUAUUAUUACUGCCUUUGAUUUUGGGAUUGGCUUCAUUCAAGAAAUUCCUUGGAUUUUUGGCGAUCGUCAUACCUGGUCUAAUAGGUUUCUUUAAGCUUUAUAAACCGUAUCAAAGUUAUUAUCCCCCAGUGUACACUAAAAACGGAGUUGCUCAACCUCAUUAUGAAUCACAUCCGAAUUUUGAUUAUCAUGGAGAUCAUUAUGGAAAUAUAGAUUCUUAUAGUCAUGAUUUGGCAUACCGAGGAUAUGAACAUUAUAAAUCCUAA
Trachymyrmex septentrionalis is the source of this 1219-nucleotide messenger RNA. RefSeq lists its product as uncharacterized. Bases 251 to 1219 code for a protein of 322 amino acids. The transcript has 5 exons. NCBI's taxonomy places the organism in Eukaryota, Metazoa, Arthropoda, Insecta, Hymenoptera, Formicidae. The record is from RefSeq and is a predicted model, not a curated record.